Molecule: messenger RNA, 8805 nt
Organism: Haliotis rufescens (red abalone)
Lineage: Eukaryota; Metazoa; Mollusca; Gastropoda; Lepetellida; Haliotidae
Product: wiskott-Aldrich syndrome protein family member 2-like
Exons: 6
Coding region: 157-1983 (608 amino acids)
Biological process (GO): positive regulation of Arp2/3 complex-mediated actin nucleation; actin cytoskeleton organization
Cellular component (GO): SCAR complex; cytoskeleton
Molecular function (GO): Arp2/3 complex binding; actin binding; protein kinase A regulatory subunit binding
Source: RefSeq, a predicted model, not a curated record
CGCACCUAAAUCUCGUUACGAAUGUGAGAAUACACGAGAUGUCGCCAUUUUGACACUUCCUAUAUCGAAUAUGAUGCGAUUAUCGAGCAUUAUUUACAAGCCGUGUUAAAGAAAUGUGACUUGUAAAUACUAAAAGCAAAGACAACACCUACCACAAUGCCGUUGACCAAGCGGCGUAUCGAGCCGGUCAACGUGAGCCGUGUGAAGGUAGACAAGACAGUACGCAAUGAGCUGGAGUGCGUCACCAACAACACCCUUGCCAACAUUAUACGCGAACUCAGCAGCCUUAGCAGGCAUGCAGAGGACAUGUUCACCGAGCUGUCCCACGAAGCAACAGUUGUGUUUGGGCGCUCUGUUCAGCUGCAGAAACGCAUUGAUCACCUGAGGGACAAAGUUACACAGCUCAAUGCAACAGUGGAAGAAGUGUCCUUGACUGACAUCCACACCCGCAAGCCAUUCAAGAGCACGAUUGUGAAGGAGCAACAGGUGAUAUCGCGGCUCACCAUCCCCAUGGCCCUGAUUGACAACUACAACCAGUGCGAAUCUCCGCCGGCACUCGACAAGCUCAAUGAGUUCAGGGAGGAUGGUAAGGACUGCAUGAAGUUUUACACAGACUCCACCUACUUCGUGGAGCUGUGGGUGCGGGAGAUGGAAAAAGAGAUGGAGGAGAAGAAAUCAGAACUCAACAAAAAGAGGGACAAGAAGAAGAGACCCAAACAGGCUGAUAAGAGGAAGCCUCGACAAAUAGCUGAUCCAAAGGCCAAAUGGAAUACCAUGAAGUAUGGUGAAGAGUUUAAGGAGGAACAUGUAGCAGAAGCUGUCAAACGGGUAUCGGAGCACCCAGAGGGACGACGCUUGGUGCAUCAGAACAGCACUGGGUCCAGCCACUCGCCGCACAACCGCCCUGGCACACUACCGGUGGACCAUGCCAGCCCCGGACACCAUGGCCAGCCACAUCAUGGCCACCCUCAAAACCAAGAUCCCAGGAUACACAAUCAUGCUUCCAAUGUUGCUAAUGGACCAUACCAGGCUGAUCAGCAGCGCAAUGAAGAUCUGGCACAAACCCAUGUACGUGGCUCCGGGAUGCCACAGAACCAACAGUUCCAGUACCAGCAGUAUCAGAUGUCACCUGGUCGGUCCUCCGCUGCUAUGCUUGGAAGUCCACACUCUCGCCCAUCACAGCCUCCCCCAGCCCCACCCCCGCCAAUGGACCAGCAAAGCCCAUCGGACAGAAACAAUCUGCCUCCACCCCCACCACCUCCCCUUGAUCCAGCAGCCAGCCAAACUGCUACUCCGCCAAUGCAGCGUCAGCCAAUUAUGUACAAUCACCUGGAUGGCUCUCCAGGGAGAGGCCGUGGCUCACAGCGUAACUCUCCAGCAAGGCAACCUUCACUGUCAUCAUCUGCCACAUCGAGUCCACACAGAGCAACACCAGAAGGGGUAGAACCACCACCUCCACCGCUCUCCCCUCCCAUUAGUCAAACACCAGAUACCCCCCCUAGCCAUGAUUCAAUGCCGCCUCCACCUUCUCCCCCACCCCCACUGAACUUCUCUCAGACCCCAUCACCGCCACCCCCUCCUCCCCCACCCCCAUUAAUGACCAAUUCUCAGGGCCCACCCCCACCUCCUCCUCUGCCCCCAGCAGUGAUGAAUGGAUCACUGAGGAGAGAUCAGCUUGAUGUGGCCUCUGUAUCUUCUACUGGAAGCACAGUGACUAAUGUAUCAAACUCGGAGCCUCAGAAGCCCACAGUGGGACAAGAACGCAGUGAUUUGCUGGCAGAAAUAAGACUAGGAGAUUGGUACAAGAAGUUGCGGCGUGUGGAGGAGCGCAGGGAGAAGCAGAAGAAGGUGGUACCAGCCGGCAGAUUCGAUGUUCAGGCUCUCAUGGACAGGGCUGUGGAAAUGCGGCGCAAAGUGAUAGAAGACAGUGAUAGCGGUGAUGGUGAUAGCGGUUCCGAUGAUGAUGACUGGGACACAGAUUGAGGACAAGCAUAGUCCUAGACAACAUGAACUUGGCUGGCUAUUGUAAGCUUGUUCUUAUAUAGCCUUUUUCUACACAGGGGAAAAUGUGUCCAGAUUUAAAGGCUAAUGCACAGAUAUGUUCAUGUGGAAGACAUGUAAAGCAUGAUUUAUUAAUUUACCUAGGAUAGCAUGUUGAUGAUGUAUUCACAAUUUAUCUCAUCUUUAGUUGCUUGCGGAUAAGAGGAAGUAGGAAAGGGGUUUUAAAAUAAUAAUUAGAGAUUUGUAUUUCAAAUGAAUUAGAUUAAUGCAACGUGUACUUAUUGGCCUGUUGCCAUGAAAUGCCUGGUAACCAUGGUAACAGAGAGCUCUAUUCCUCCUGUAAUGAAGAAAGAGAGCUAAUGAGGAUGUUCAGCAAAUCCCUCACCCAUGUAGGACAGUUGGCAUGCCAGUUCAGUUGCAGCGAGAUGCAAGAAAUCUUCAGAAUCUUCCACUUUUUUUCACUGUCAGGGAACGAAAGUAAUCACUGCAAGUUACUCAGAAUAAUCAUGUCACAUGCCGGAUAUAUGAUCAGACACUUAUUUGAUGCAAGGGAAAGAUCUGCUUAAAUGUAGAUGUUACAUUUUCUGCUUGUAUGCAGUUACUUUUCUAAUGUAUCUAAACUACAGCUGUGAGCCUACAGCGCUGACUCUAUACACCGUGUAAACAGGCCUGUCAGCCCUGUGCAGGAGUGUUUGGUAAAUCUAUUGUACAGUGUAUUGUUCAUGUAUCAUAUGUUCCAUGUCUACAGGUGUGGCGUACUUAGUGUUGCAUGUAUCAUAGUGCUCACAGCCGACGGAGGCUGACCCACGGGUGGGAUGACAUGUACAUACAUACAUCAGUAGUGACAGCAUAGUUCAGACAUGUCCUGCUACUAGGGGACAACCACAGCAUGCACUCCUCAUAAUAUUCUGUACAAACCAGUAUGUAAGAUAACUGUUAAUAUUACCUGUCUGUCAUCGUUGUGUCACAAUGUCUUUCUGCUCUGUUUUGUGUUAUAUUUAUGAGCUCUGUAAGUGCUAUGACUUAUCAUUGGACAGACUCUAAUCUGUUUUCAACAGGUCAGGUUUCCACUUGUUUUUUAAGCGACUGAUAGAACAAAACACCUUUGCAGUGCCAGUAAUCAGUGGUGAAAAUAUAUGAAAUGAAUUUCUCCUUUGACACUGAAAUACUUGAUGACAGAGUUAAAUGUAUUUGGUCAAUUUAAAAGAAGAGUCACUUUGUCAAUGCCUAAUCCCUCCUCAGAGAAUAUAGCUGCUGCCUCAGUCACAGUGGUGUUGUCAAAGUGCAAGCACUGACAGAACAGGUUUGUGUGAGCCAGUAUGUCUCUGCUAAAUUUUGUCUUUCUCAGUGUCCAAGUGUUACUUGGUAAUUCACAACUAUGAUAUGUGAAAACUGACCUUGUUGAUAUUUCUUGUGAUACUUUCUUUGUUCACUUUCUUGCUGUACAUUUGUCAUGGUAGUCAAGAUGAUAUUUUACUGAGAUUGCUGGUGACAGCUGCUUGCUGGGAGAGUUGUGUGUGAAUGUUCUGUUGUCAACUUACUAAGAUUCUUUAUCAGUAUUGAUAGCCUGCUGUUUGCAUCUGUGCUGGGAGAUGAAAAAUCUGAUAUUAGUGAAAGGAAAUGUAUGCUGAAAAUACCAGUGAACAUAAUGAACAUGGCAAGGAGCAAACUACCACCGCCUCCAUUACGAAAUCAAAAUACAUGGACAGAAGCAGGCAUUCAUGUGAUGUUGUUAUUGAUGAAGAGUUACCCCCCUUUAUGAUCAAACCCAGCUUUGUACCUUUAAAAUGUGGUUGACUAUGGAUAACUUUUGACAGACAGGUAUGAAAUGAUAUAUCAUAAUGGUAUAAUAAUUCUACGACGGUGUUAGGUUCCUAAAGGGGGGGGUAGCAAAUGUAUUAGUUUCUUUAUUAGUAAUGUUUGAUUAUUUUUUUCAUUUAAAACCAUCCUCUAGAGGGAUCAAUGUAACCAUUUCUAGGACAGCAGUUUAUGAAUCUGUCUUGGCAUUAUGUACAUUUGUAUCAUUCUCCCCCACUGUUAACGGUGUGCAAUAAUCAAUGAAUUCUUUCCCUGUAUCAUAAGUCAUCAACCAUUCAUAGAUUUCAGACAGAUUUAGAUUUUGUUUUGUUUCUUUUGUAAACUGUGAGAUAGAAGCCUAUGUAUUUACUGUGUUUACAUUGUCUAGCUGUACUAAGGUUAUCGGUAAGUGCUAGUCAUAUUAUGGAAGAUAAGAGAUGCUUCACAAUAUAUGCUCAUAUUAACUCAGUCCUGUUUUGCCAGCAUUUAGUUGGGACCAUGUACUGAUUCUGCUCCUUGAAGACACACUGUAGUCUAUUGCUGCAUUAGGAUAUCAGAAUAGAGACCAGCAUUUCUUCAUCUUCGUUCAGCAUUUCAUAAAUAAAGGGAACAACAGUAGAAGUCAUUUAUGUCAGCAGUUGCGCUACAGAGACACUGUUUGUUGCAGGGCAUACAGGUACAGAUGAAUCUUACUUGGGAUACUAUUUAAUAUCGGCUUUGUUUUUCUUAAGGUAUCUCCAAUAAAAUUUGCUAUGCACUAAAUGAAAUAAAUUCUUGUAUUGUCAUACUCGCUGUGAAUAGUUUAUUUUAAUGUUGAGAUGGGAAAAGUGCUUGAAGUUUGUUCAGUGUCAAGUACAAGCUAUGCCAUUCUGAAACCAAUAUAUCAGAGCAGAAAAGACCAAUGCUUUUUGGAGUUAGUUUUGCAAGCAGCAGAAUCGGAGAAUAAUUCUGUCCCACCAUAAGAAAAUGUGCUUCUAAAUGAAAACUCUUGUCAUGAAAAGUGUCAUGAAUUUGACUCCCAUUUUCAGUAAGAACCCUGAAGAUAUUUGACCUGAGUUGCCAGUUGGUAUUGGCAGAAUUAUGUUUUCUUCUGCAAUUACUUUUUCCAGUUUAACCAUGUGUACUGGUACUGAAAGAGCUGUUCUCGAUAUUGACCUGACAGGUGCUGGAAGUAAUACAAUGUGAACAAACAAACACCUGCAGUUUGCCCAGCACCUGAUAAUGUUGCUGUAGUUGACGUGCUGCAUGGGGAAACAUAACAACACUCACAUUUAUGCAUCUAUCAACCCUUUCCCCCCGAACAGUGAGGUUGCAUUUGCUUUCUUGGGUGAACAUUUCAAUGGUGAUAUAUUUCCAUAACAGUUUUUGCAUGUCCAAACCAGAAAAUGUUGCAUUACAAUUUGGUAGCUGCUCAGAUCUGUUCCAUGUGCACCUUAGCAUUUUAGCAUGUUUUUUAUGUGAAUUCUGUAUCAAGACCUUUGCUAACAUUUUGCCAAUACUAUUGCCAAUAGGGUCGUUUUAUAUGAUGCUGAUAACAAUUAUGAUAUUUUUCAUGCAUGUGAUUUUAGAGCAGUUUUAAGGUAUCCCAACAGUAUCCCAAGUAACAGUGUGAUAUAGAAUACAGAAGAUCAUUAUUUAAUGAUGUUGCCGUCAAGUUAGGAUGUAUUCCAAACAUCUUAAGAUCAACCAACAUUUAUUUUCUCUCUUAUGUCCAAACAGAAUGUGUUUCUCAAAAUCUUUUACUUCUGCUGCAUUUUUGGAAAAAAACACUUGUUAUGAUAUAAAUCAUAUUAUUAAAGUUUACGCCUUUUUGUUUUCCUGUUAUUUUAUCCUUGGAUUUUGUUCUCUUGUCCAAUGUUUGUCUUCUAGUGGAUAAUGACAGCAGAUUUACCCAGUGUAUAAUGUAGUUCCUGUGCCAACUUAGUUAAACUACCAGUUUUGUUUAGGCUGUGCAUGAAGCACACACAUAUAUCAGGGACAUUAUUGGUAACAGAAUAAAUCUCUUGUUGGCUUGCAUAAGGACUGUUUCAAAGAAGUCCUCACGGGAUUUACAGCCUGUGGAUCUAACUAUUGUUCGGGCCAAAUGUUGUUGAUAACAUGUAGCUAGCUACAACAGCUACUGAAUAAACCAGGGAUAUUUUUCUGAUUGCAUGAGAUGACGCUUAGCUUCAUUGUUAUCAGAGGUGGGUCUUUGUAAUGGGCACCUACAGUGUUUGCUGGGCCCAACAUGAGGGACACUGACUUCUGAAUCUAUGCAUUUUGAGAGAACAAUGAAGAUGGAGUGAAUGACAUUGAUAAGUUGGUGGGCCAGAGGUGGCAAGACGACUGAGCUAUUCCAAGGAGAGCUGAUACAUCUAUUCCAGCAGUGUUGAUGUUGAAUGUUUUACAUGGGUUGUACAACCAUAUUUGAUAUUGUGUGUGGCAGUUAGGUAAUGUGCUUCUGUUGAUUUGUUACGUUUUCAGUAGGAGUAGUCCAACGUUAUACAUACCCAAAGCCCUGGCUUACCAUGCUUUCUGAACAUGUCCAAACCUUGUUAAAAGAAGUAGUACAAAAUAGGAUUUGCCUAGCCCAGGAAAACUUGCUCAACAUUAGAAAACAUGCUUAGGACUAGGAGAAAGGAGGACGUAGGAUUAGGGUCCUAUUUGCCUGACUGAAAAUGUAUCAUUUUGAAAGUUGCAUAAAAAAAUGAAAUAUUGGUAUGAAAUUUAUCAGACAUGUUCAAAUGGCUGAUAUCUAGCAUUGGUUUCCUCUUUUUCACACUUGCAAGUUUUUUGCUUCUGACAUGAUCAAAGACAAGUGUGGCUAAGAUGAGUCAAAAAGGCUGGGUUUUUUUAAAAGCUUCAAAUGAAAAUCUAUGAGCAAAUCUGUGACCCAAAUUGAAUUGGAAGUCAAAGACUUGCUCAUGUUCAAAUAUUUUAUAAAAUCGUUUACUGGAGACAAACCUCUAACAUCAGCCUCUUGACACAUUUAUACUUACUUGUGCAUUUGGUGUGGUGGUAAAACAGGCAGUUGUCAAAAUGAACAAAGUCUAGUUCCCAUUCAUAUCAACACAUCUGAUAACUAUCAACCCUGAAAUUAUGCAGACCCUGUGGCCUAAAAGAGCCCUUAUACCUUGUCCUUUUUUGAAAGUUUAAUCUGAAUCAAACAUGUUGUUCAACACACUGUGUUUGCUGACUUCAUGAAAGGUGAUAUUAUUGCACCGACAGAAACACUAUUUUCUAGAGAAUUGGUAAUUAAAUCAUUUGGAUAGAUAUCCUUCGCUGAAUCUGUCUGUUAUAGGGAACGUCUCUGCACUUCGAGGCUCAGAGGGGCUUUGUGCAGGGAAAGAUGCCCAUCUACUAAAGUGUAACAGUAUCUAUAAUAGAGCUCUACAAGAAAAUAUUUCCAGAGAGUUAUGUACUGCUAAUUAAGGGAAUGUAAGAACACUGCUAUAACUUCAUCCUACAGUAUUUGACCAUGUGUGAUCUCUACCUAGUCUGUCUUUUAGUCAUGACAAAAGCAGUACAGGUAGAUUAGGAACCAACUACAUCAUCAAGAUAAUUGGCUUACCAGUUACCAGUAACAAAACAUUAUUUUUCCUCGAAAAACUGAAACUUUUCUUUUUUCUUUAGUCGAUUUACCAUGUUUCAGAGAGCUGCUUUGGUCCUCAACUGAAGUAUGUCUGUUGAAUCUGAAUCCAUUUAGAACUGCUUAAAGAAAAUAUCAUGUGUAGACCUGUGUACCAGUACCAUUCUAGUUGCAUGCAUUGAUAUAAUAAGUUACACAAUAUAUACAGAAAUGAUGUACAAUUUAUUCCUUAAUAUAUAUGUAGAUGUGUCUAAGCUUUAAAAAUCCAUUCUUACUACAUUUUGGUGAAAACAGACAAAUGAUAAAAUGAUGACGCAUUCCAGUAUUACUGCACCAAGAAGGACAUUAAUAAUACUGUAUUUUCCCUAUUGGACGCCCGGGCGUCAAUUAAUUUCACGCAAGCUGAUCUCCGGCAUAUGUUAGAGGCCUGCGUGUAUUUGAGACCCAGUGUCUAUUCUGUUCAAUGCUGGCAUAGUGGCAACUCACUACGUUACCAAAACCAAGAUUGUAAUGUUAUACCAAGGGUACAUUUGCAGGAUACAGUCAUUGUUUAUCCCCAAGAUGUCACAGUAUUAUUUGUUGGACAGAGCGUAUGACCAGGUGUCAAUUGGAGACAAACGUGUAUUAGAGGUCCGGACUCUGAUAGUGGAAAUAUGGUAUCCCUUUUGUUUGUAAGAAUAAAAUACUUACAGAUAAGUUAGGAAAUGCUGAUAGAUAACGUGAAUGUUAAGUCCAUGUUUGUAUAGCAUUGGAAAACUUUCUAUUUCAUGCAGCAUUCCAAAAAUCAAUUUGCCAUCUUGACAAUUAUGCAUGUGAAAAGAUAGGUUAUAUUUUUAAGGUAGAUCAAUAUUUCAUUUAAGAAUAUUUUUACUGACUUUCUCAAAUAGCAGAGUCCUGAUGAUCCUUUGUGUGGACAAAAUUUAUUGUUAGCCGAUGUGCUCGGAACCAUGGGAACAUCUAGACUAGUCUUCCAAAAUUGGACUUACACACUGUAUGCCUAUCUUUUGUGCAUGUCAUAUUAUUUAAAAUUUGUUUCAAAAUUGUACAUUGUAUAUCCUGAGAUCCCUUAGUGGACAAUACUGUAUUCUAGACAUGUUAUUAUUAUGGACCAUUAAUUAUGCUGACUUCAAACCAGUUACAGAGAAUUAAAACUGUGAAUGUAAUCUUGUGGCUGUAGCAUGAAAUCUGCUCAAAUUGUAAAUUGACCUUUACCUCCUAUUCCUGCUUCUGCUAGCUGUGUACAUAGCCUGCUGUAAACCUAGCUGACCCCGCUUGACCCCUGACCUGACCUGACCUGACCUGACCUACAUAACACCAGCACUAUUGAAACUAUGUCCAUUUUUGCAUGAUUUGUCUUCAAAAUGUCAGUUUAUCUCUUACUUCAGACAGCUGUAGCAUUUAUCAGCAAUAAAAUGGACUGCUUUUUUUUAUUCUGAAAA